Messenger RNA from Mirounga angustirostris (Northern elephant seal), 2072 nucleotides. RefSeq names its product ST3 beta-galactoside alpha-2,3-sialyltransferase 4 (gene ST3GAL4). Gene Ontology annotation, biological process: glycolipid biosynthetic process. Bases 470 to 1477 code for a protein of 335 amino acids. The record is from RefSeq and is a predicted model, not a curated record. NCBI's taxonomy places the organism in Eukaryota, Metazoa, Chordata, Mammalia, Carnivora, Phocidae. Gene Ontology annotation, molecular function: beta-galactoside (CMP) alpha-2,3-sialyltransferase activity; beta-D-galactosyl-(1->3)-N-acetyl-beta-D-galactosaminide alpha-2,3- sialyltransferase activity. The transcript has 11 exons.
GCGCCGCGGGGGCCCGGCUGUCUGGUCCUCCCCCCACCUCGCCCCGCGUCGCCGCGGCCGGGGGAGGUGGUCGGCCCGGCACGUGGGCGCAGCGCGGGGCCGGCCGGGGUGGGGCGGCCGCGGCCCGGGGAUCCCUUUCUCUGGACCACAUUUUCGCGGGAAGCCGGUGCUCUUCACUCCCUUGGAGUGAGCCACCCGGCUGGUCCUCUUCUCCGGAAAGUUUCUAGCCCCCACCCCUGCGCCCCCGCUCAAGAGGCGUCCCCACCUUCAGCAUCCUCUGAGCCCUGCUGUCUCGCACGACCGCCCCCAUCGAGUCCAGGAGAUCGGUGGGCUGGCUUGGCUAGAGGUGACAGGCUUUGCUGGGUCCAUCGUGUGCAGGAGUUCCAAGGUCGCUAAGCAGAGCCCAAAGGUGGCCCGAGGCAGCCGGGAUGACAGCUCUCCCCAGGAACCCUGCUACCUGCUGAGAAACAUGAUCAGCAAGUCCCGCUGGAAGCUCCUGGCCAUGUUGGCUCUGGUCCUGGUCGUCAUGGUGUGGUAUUCCAUCUCCCGAGAAGACAGGUACAUUGAGCUUUUUUAUUUUCCCAUCCCAGAGAAGAAGGAGCCGUGCUUCCAGGGUGAGGCAGAGAGGAAGGCCUCUAAGCUGUUUGGCAACUACUCCCGAGAUCAGCCCAUCUUCCUGCAGCUGAAGGAUUAUUUCUGGGUCAAGACGCCAUCUGCCUAUGAGCUGCCCUACGGGACCAAAGGGAGUGAAGACCUGCUUCUCCGGGUUCUAGCCAUCACCAGCUACUCCAUUCCAGAGAGCAUCCAGAGCCUCAAGUGUCGCCGCUGCGUGGUGGUGGGGAAUGGGCACCGGCUGCGCAACAGCUCGCUGGGAGACGCCAUCAACAAGUACGACGUGGUCAUCAGAUUGAACAACGCACCAGUGGCCGGCUACGAGGGGGACGUGGGCUCUAAGACCACCAUGCGUCUCUUCUACCCCGAGUCAGCCCACUUCAACCCCAAAGUGGAGAACGACCCAGACACACUCCUCGUCCUGGUAGCUUUCAAGGCAAUGGACUUCCACUGGAUUGAGACCAUCCUGAGUGAUAAGAAGAGGGUGCGAAAGGGCUUCUGGAAGCAGCCUCCCCUCAUCUGGGACGUCAACCCCAGGCAGGUUCGGAUUCUCAAUCCUUUCUUCAUGGAGAUUGCAGCUGACAAACUGCUGAGCCUGCCGAUGCAACAGCCACGCAAGAUUAAGCAGGUGCAGAAGCCCACCACCGGCCUGCUGGCCAUCACACUGGCCCUCCACCUCUGCGACCUGGUGCACAUCGCCGGCUUUGGCUACCCAGAUGCCCACAACAGGAAGCAGACCAUUCACUACUACGAACAGAUCACACUCAAGUCAAUGGCGGGGUCAGGCCACAAUGUCUCCCAGGAGGCCCUGGCCAUCAAGCGGAUGCUGGAGAUGGGAGCAGUCAAGAACCUCACGUUCUUCUGACUCGGGCAGGAGCUGUACCCAUCAGUCUGCCCGCUCUGCCACCUGAGCGGCCCUAUCCAUGGCUGUGGGGGUGCCUGGUGCCAGCAUGACCUGCUUGGACUCUCCCUCCCCUGUGUGCAGAGGGGUCCUGGUACUGGCCGGGCCUGAGACGGGGCCCUGCCCCUGGUGGCUCUCGCGGCGGCCAGAUCCGGUCAGGGUGGAGGCCCCCGGGUGGCGGGAGGCCGUCUGAGGUGCAGGGUUUAUGCUGUGGCACCCCCUCUCCACCAGUGCCGGGAGCUUAUUUAAUGGGCUAUUUAAUUAAAGGGUAGGAAUGUGCCACGGGCUGGUCCCAUGGCAUCGGAAAAGGGGGCAAAAUACAGUGUUCUGCCCACUUUCGAUAAAAACACAGAAGUGCUGGGUCCACUACAGCCUAGACCCAGAGCAGGCCUCCCAGGAGGGCAGGGGCGUCUGGAGCGGGUGAGUGCCCUCCAGAGAGGGGCUGCUACCUCCCAGCAGGCUUGGGAAGAGCAGUGGGAUGGGGGUUCCACGGAGAAUGGGACCUCAUCUAGAAAAGAGGUUUGAAACCUAACAUUAAACUAUUUUUCCUAAAAUGGAA